Molecule: messenger RNA, 1071 nt
Organism: Didymodactylos carnosus
Lineage: Eukaryota; Metazoa; Rotifera; Eurotatoria; Philodinida; Philodinidae
Source: the annotation of a GenBank genome assembly
AUGAAAAAAUUAUAUGGGGGGAUUGAAUUCGUUAUCCAAAAUCAAUCGAUAACAUUGAAUGGUGGUCUGUUUGUCUUAUUGGAAGACCUACUCGCAUUAGUUGGAUUACAUGGGUUUAAAAUGGGAUUUAAACAUGCAAAAUCCCCAUGUUUUUUAUGUACAAUUGCAAAUGAAAAUAUGGCAACAACAUCGUCGCUACAUGAAAUUGAUUUACGAACAAUUGAUACCUAUCAAGAACAAUGUGUAGAAAUUGAAACCACUAAUAAUCGUACAAUGAGAGAUGCAUUAUCAAAACAAAAUGGUAUUGUUCAAAAGUCGCUGUUAUGCGGAUUGCCCGGAUUCAACAUAUUUGAACAAUCAGCACUAGAUGUGGCCCACGUAUAUGGUAUAUGUAGAAAACAUCUUAAACUAUUAUUUUUAUCUUUAUCAGACAAAAAAGUGUUAUCACUUCGUGCAAUUAACAACGCAAUACUCAAUUAUGAUUAUCCAACAUAUGAAUCAACCCCAUCAGACACGUUUGACUUAACAACUUUGAAACAAGCACAAAUAUCAUUAUCGGCAUCGCAGAUGUUGACAGUGGUGAAAUAUUUGCCUUGUAUUUUGUCCAAUAUUAAACCAGACAUAUGGUCAAAUGAUGAAUGGAGAUGUUUGUUGCUAUUACAUGAAUUGUUAUUCUUCUGUUUCGCAAGUGAAGUUGAUGAAAUUAGUAUUAGUCAAUAUGGCGAUCUACUGACGUUAUUUUCAAAUAUUCGAUGCUCAAUACGGGCGGGAGAAAAGAAUUCUCAAAAAACAUUUCAGUUUACAUUUGUAAAAUCAAUUUUCAGCUUUGGGACCAGCACGUUAUUGCAGCACUCUUCUUUUGAAAGAAAACACCAAGCAAUAAAAGCAAGUGGAAGGAGAAAUUUUGUUAAUACUGCAUUUACAGCAAUUACCAGUUAUAUCGACAGAGAAUGCUCAACGUUAUUCGACGACAAUGGUAAUCCUACAAUAAUAAACUUCGGACCAAAAAUUGAAACGAAAAAACUGAAAACUGUAGAUGUAGGGAUGUGCAGUGCCAGUGUGAAACACUGA